This is a messenger RNA of Mirounga angustirostris (Northern elephant seal), 2823 nucleotides long. RefSeq names its product uncoupling protein 1 (gene UCP1). The record is from RefSeq and is a predicted model, not a curated record. Bases 1 to 1539 code for a protein of 512 amino acids. Gene Ontology annotation, biological process: response to cold; adaptive thermogenesis; mitochondrial transmembrane transport. Lineage: Eukaryota; Metazoa; Chordata; Mammalia; Carnivora; Phocidae. The transcript has 6 exons. Gene Ontology annotation, molecular function: oxidative phosphorylation uncoupler activity.
AUGCCUGCAAGGUUCCCGGAGAGUCCGAGGAAUAAAAGGGGCGCCACAUUCUCUCUUGGGAGAGCUCCAGCUCGGCAGGACCUUUUACCAGGAUCCCCGAGAUCGCGCUUGUUUAGGAACCCGCCCCCCCCCCCGCCUCCACCCCAUCCGAGGACACGCAGCCAGGCGCCGGGUGGGGGUGGGGGGGCUGCCGCGGUGCGCCCUCCCCGGGACACGCGGGCGCAGACCGCCAGGUGCGCGGGGAGCGGCUCCCCAGGCGCGCAGCGAGCCUGCGGGUGGCAGGGAGCGGGCGCCCCAGGGCACGCCCGCGCCAGCUCCCACGCCCGGCUCCGCCGAGAGCUGGCGAGCCCGGGAGCGGCCGGCUAUAUAAGUCACCCGGCGCGGGCAGGGCGCACGGGCGCCGCCAGCCUGCGCCCCUGGGUCCUCCUGGCACUAGGGCGCGAAGGCGGGAGGCGCGGCCCGGCUCGGCCCCUCUGCUGCGCUCCGCCUGCAGCCACGGCCGGCGCACCGCCUCCCGCGAAGUCAGGGAGCCGCUUUACUGUCCCGGCGGGACAGGAGCGGAAAGGCAGGGAGAAAUUCCGCCCUGUGGGCGCCCGCUCGUCGCUUCGCUCUUUGCGCGAAGAUGGCGGCCCGACAGCCUCGGACGUGCCCCCGACGAUGCCGGUCAAGAUCUUCUCUGCUGGCGUGGCGGCCUGUGUGGCGGAUGUGAUCACCUUCCCGCUGGACACGGCCAAAGUUCGGCUCCAGAUCCAAGGUGAAUGCCACACCUCCAGAGCCAUUAGGUAUAAAGGUGUCCUGGAUACAGUCACCACUCUGGCAAAAACUGAAGGGCCAAUGAAACUCUAUAGUGGGCUGCCUGCUGGUCUCCAGAGACAAAUAAGCUUUGCCUCUCUUAGGAUCGGCCUCUACGACACCGUCCUGGAGUUCUUCAGCACAGGGAAAGAAACAACAGCUAGUUUAGGAAGCAAGAUCGCAGCUGGUCUGACGACUGGAGGAGUAUUCAUUGGGCAACCCACAGAGGUCGUGAAGGUCAGACUUCAAGCACAGAGCCAUCUGUAUGGUCUCAAACCUCGCUACACUGGGACUUACAAUGCUUACAGAAUCAUAGCGACAACGGAAGGCCUGACAGGCCUUUGGAAAGGGACUACUCCCAAUCUGACAAGAAAUGUCAUCAUCAAUUGUACAGAGCUAGUUACAUACGACCUAAUGAAGGAGGCCCUUGUGAAAAAGAAACUCCUAGCAGACGACUUACCCUGCCACUUCGUGUCAGCUCUUAUUGCUGGAUUUUGCACAACAGUCCUGUCCUCGCCAGUGGAUGUGGUAAAAACCCGAUUUGUUAAUUCUCCACCAGGACAGUACACGAAUGUGCCCAACUGUGCCAUGACAAUGCUCACUAAGGAAGGACCGUUGGCUUUUUUCAAAGGAUUUGUACCUUCCUUCUUGCGACUUGGAUCCUGGAACGUCAUUAUGUUUGUGUGCUUCGAACAGCUGAAACGAGAACUGAUGAAGUCAGGGCAGACCGUGAACUGUGCCACAUAAUCACCUUCAGGAAAAAGUGGUGACAUACCAGUGGGAAUCUUUGCUGACCGGGUAACUCAAACACGAAAACAAAACACCUAUUCCCUUUAUUUCACCCUAAGCAGAUAAAGGAAUUCUGAUACAGAGUUUUGGACUUUUUAAAGAAAAGUUAAUAUUUAUUUCUUGUGACUUUUAUUCUCUGUGUUUUUGGAAGGAGAAAGCAAAAUGCUCAGUACGCAGUCUGGCACAUGCAAUGUGCAAAUAAAUAAGUGACUGUAUUUGAUUGGCUCUUUUGAGAAGGUGGGAGUCUCGCGAUUGAACAUGAAGAAAUUUAACAUGCUUUAAUUAUAGUUCAAGUUGACAGGAGAGGAAAACUGAGUGGUGCAUUUUAUGUUUAUAAACACUUAAACAUGAACAGUUACCAAGGAAAAUGCUAUUUCCAUUUAAUGUAUUAACCCAGUGGUCAGUUAAUAUAUCCAGUAAAGUACUGCUAAUACCUCUGAAAGUUUGCCAUUUUGGAUCCAUCUCUGAAUGUAAAACUUGCAGUUCACCUAGAUUACAAAACUGCCCAAUAGCAAGUGAAGGUCUUUAGAAUCAAUAGGCAUAAAUUUACUUUAAAUGUAAUUGGUACAGAUUUUUAAUUUGGGGAGUCUAUAUUUUAUGGCACUUAUAACAACUUCUAAGACACUAUAAUCAUUAUUAGAAUCGUGAUAUCUACCCCAGAAUUCCAGAAUUUUUGAGCCAGAAGGUACCUUCGGUUAGACAGAAGGACAGUCUGAGAUUCCUAGGGAGAUAGAAACCAGUCUUCAUGGCACCUUUCCAGCCAAGCUAAAUUCAUCCUUAACACCUGCAGUAACCUUUUUCUCGUGUUACAAGCCGAGUGCAGAAGAAAUAGGGAAAGAAUAAACAAGAGAGUAAAAAAAGAGGUAUAAGACAAAGCCCAGGCUUGUUUUAAGCCAAAACCAAAGAAUGGCGGAAGGGCCAGGAAGCCCACAGGCUGUCAGGCAGCAUUCUAUUCGUUUUCAUCAGCUCCACAUUCUACUACUGUUGUGUUUUCUUCCCCUUGACUUUAUGAGGUUCCCCCGGUGCUUAUUUCCCCUGCUGUUACCUGUAAAAUGGUCUUGUAGCAGAUGUCUGCGAUCUCCCUCACCUGUCACUUUGAUCGCACCAUCCGGCGCAUGCGGGCCUGACUUCCGGUCGUCACGUCAGCAUCUCUGUAGGGUCUUCCGGCCGUCAGAGCCAUCUUUGUGCGCCUGCGCGUGGCACGAUGGAUGAACAGCGAGCACAACACACCCCGGGAGCGGC